AUGUUGGGGAAGCUGCAUCACCCGAACGUAAUGGUUCCACUAGCUUAUGUGCUAUACUCUCAAGGAUUCUUGCUCUUCUAUGACUUUGCUCACACUCGUAGUACCCUUUACGACGUUCUACACAACCAUACCGGAGACGUGGUUGAUUGGAUGAGCAGGUACAGUAUAUCAGUUGGGAUAGCUCAGGGGAUCUCUUACUUGCAUGGAUCCAUAUCCAACGGUCGUGAACCAAUCUUCUUACCAGAUCUCUCUAGUAAGAAAAUAAUGCUCAAGUCGCUCAUUGAGCCUUUAGUAGGGGAUAUUGAAUUGUUUAAAGGAAUGGAUCCUUCCAAAAAGUAUGCUUACACAAUGAGGGUGACGACGGCUGGGAACGUCUACAGCUUUGGAGUGAUUCUUUUGGAGUUGUUAACUGGGAAGCCAGCCGUAAGCGAAGGAAGAGAAUUGGCUAAGUGGGUGAUGCAGAGACAUUGGAGCCAACAAGAGGAGUGCAACAACAUUCUUGAUCUUAGAGUGAGUAAGACAUCAACUGUAGCAACCAAGCAGAUGCUGCGUGUCCUUAGUAUUGCGCUUGCCUGCAUAAACAUCUCUCCUGGGGCAAGGCCAAAGAUGAAGUUUGUCCUACGGAUGCUCACAAGACUCUAA
Microthlaspi erraticum is the source of this 642-nucleotide messenger RNA. Lineage: Eukaryota; Viridiplantae; Streptophyta; Magnoliopsida; Brassicales; Brassicaceae. The record is from the annotation of a GenBank genome assembly.